UCAAUCAGGCUUCACAUUAGAGAACUCAGGACUUCAGUUGCUCUCGAUGUGAGUGAGCUCCAAUGAGCUCCUGAGUUGUCACGUCUUUUUUCAACGGAUUUUCUUAUUCAAAGCGAGAAGGCCAAUGUGCAGAGAGGGUGCAGCAGACAGGACUCAUGAUGCUGUCACUCAUUCAUAGGCUACGGGACAAUUUACUUCUUAAAAAAUAACCUAAAGUUCGACAACUCCGAAAGAGUUUUCACUGGAUUUUUUAUUUUUGUCUAAAUUAUCAUAUUUUGGUCUUCUGAGAUCCGCCUGGCCCCGGACAGUUCGUCUCCACUGCGCCGCCAUGUGUGCGCUGUUGCCGGCGUGGAUGUGCCUGGUGCUCGGCCUCUUGCCUCUGGAGAUCCAGUCCCGGGCUUUGACUCUGCAGAGCCUCACUCACAGACAUAGGUUGAGUUUACCCAGAACCGCUAAAUACCCAAAGUCUUCUAACACCGCCAUCAUGCCCACUGCAUCUGAUGUCUCUGUUGCUGUUGACAACCACAUCACAGAGGGAGACAGACAUUUCAUAUGGAGGGCCCUGCUGCACAAAGAGCCCCCGCAAAGGUUGUCUGACCCGUUGCCUGACCAGAGAGACAGUGUGCCAUGGGAAGCGCCAAUGUGGCAGCGUGGGUCACGGGGUCGUCGACAUGCUAACAGUGGCGGUGGAAGGGGUCACAGCCAUUUGAUGAGGGUGGGGUGUGUCCUUGGCACCUGUCAAGUUCAGAAUCUCAGCCACCGUCUGUACCAGCUGAUUGGACAAAGCGGGAGGGAAGACUCCUCCCCCAUUAACCCUCGCAGUCCUCACAGCUACGGCUAACAACUCACCUUGAGGUCACAGCUAACCUUGACGAGUUUAUCGUCAAAGUUAGGCAGGUCCUUUGUUUCAUUAGCGAUGCAAUUAGGACCCAAAAUAAGCCUUCGAUAUAAGUCUUUGCAACCCUGUCUCGUAGAAACAAUUCAGCUCAGUGAUGAAAAACGUAAUCGCUGUCUGGAUUAUGUUAAAAGGAACGCGUUUUUAAAUAUAUGAAGCAGGUAUACAAUAUCUGCUUGCCAGAUGGUACAUUAUGGCAGAAAAAAAUUAAGUACACUGUCAUAAAGCAUUUUAUUGGCAUGUUAACUAACAACAUGUUCUCAUUAUGUCAAUAGAAAAGUAAUCCGCGCUGCAAUGUUGUUCUCCCAAAACAUAUUUGCAAAGUAGUAAUAUAUACAGGUCAUUUCAAGGAGACAGGGUUAGUCCUUGAUGUGUCAUCUAAACUCAGCUGCUUAGUAGAUAUAAAAGCGCCACUAUGGUUUAUUUAUAUCAGUUAUUGUCAUAUUUUUGUAGUUUUGACCGUCACUUUCAUUUGUAACAAUAAUUUGCACCAAUAAAAUACAUCGCUGAGAUCUGGGAAUGCGGCAACAUUACCAAAAAGAAGUCUGGUUGCCUCAACAGUCUCGCCACAGUUUAUAGGGCAACGUCCUGGUUCAGUCUUUUUUUUUAUUACCAACAACAUUUCAAGUGUGCUCACUUUUGGGUUUAUGAGCAAAUAAAGUGGUUUAGAGAAUCUGACUAUACUUUUCACUCGUUUGAUUAUUUGACUGAGAAAGGACAUUGAGUUUCUUGCCCCAUUAGACUCAGAUGUAGGGAUGUUACCAUGGUCCCAGAUCUAAGCAUUUAUUCUGGUGAGCAUGUUGUUAUAAGAUUUCCGGCUUAUCAGCCAUCAUCACCAGUUUACUGCAAUGAAACUAGAGUUUUAGGUGUUUUGGCAUGUAGGCUAUGCAAAAACAACCAUGUGGGCCUGAUUUGACCCUUUGGCGGGCUGGUUUUGGCUCACGGGCUGUUUGAUGUUUAACACCCCUGAUGUAGACACUGUGCAAAACUGAAUGAGAGAAGCCUCUUCCAAACUGCCCUUACUGACUAAUGUCUACUAUCGUCAUCACUGGUGAUCCUGCUGGUCUUAAUUCACUUGAGCUCAGAGCUAAUCCACCUUGUCUCUCAAAAGCACUUUCAUGUCCUCUGCGAACAAGCAGCUUUACUUCAGUGAGAACAUAAACCAAGAAUAACCCCAAAUCAGACCUUGUUAACCCUUCACCCAAAAACCUAGUAGCCAAAAUAACCACAAACCCUAAUCCAUGAUCUGUUGUGACGCUUCUUGACAAAUAGCUGUUUCUUAACAAAGACAACUAUACUGUAGUGUUUUUUUAACUGUAAACUGUAAAUCAACGAUGCAUCAUUUUAAUUGUCACUGUAAAGUCUGUUUUUGUGAGCCUUAACUGCUUUCAUUUUUUGUAAAGGCCUUAUAAUGUUUUGCCUUUCACUUAUCCAAAUUAAGCGUCACUGUGAAUGUUGACUAUCAAAGUGUUAUUAAAAGCUUUAUAGUCUUUUGCUUUUCUAUUUGUGUUAGUUCAGCGUAACAGUGUCAGUAGUUCAAUUUUAGGAAAGCAUGAGAGCACUUUAUUCAUCUUUACAUUCAGUAUGACUUGAAUUUUUAAAAUGUGUUAUUUAACUUAAACUCAAUGAGACCAUUUUGCUGUAAAUAUCCCACUUUACCGAAUCGAAAUGUUCAUGUGAGCGCCCCUUCAAGUUACAAGUGUCCUUUUGUAAACCAUCUGUGUUGGUUCCAGCUAAUAUUUCUUUCUCACUGUCUUUACAAUAGCAUCAAUGUGUAAUAAAACUCCAGUCCAACCUGCACAUG
This is a messenger RNA of Etheostoma spectabile (orangethroat darter), 2699 nucleotides long. It is a transcript of the gene adm2b, whose product is annotated as adrenomedullin 2b. Gene Ontology annotation, molecular function: hormone activity. The record is from RefSeq and is a predicted model, not a curated record. Bases 329 to 841 code for a protein of 170 amino acids. The transcript is spliced from 2 exons. Lineage: Eukaryota; Metazoa; Chordata; Actinopteri; Perciformes; Percidae. Gene Ontology annotation, cellular component: extracellular region. Gene Ontology annotation, biological process: adenylate cyclase-activating G protein-coupled receptor signaling pathway; regulation of systemic arterial blood pressure; positive regulation of heart rate.